UCCUCGCCAUAACCUCCUUGCUCCACGCCUCUACCAUCUCAUUUUCUCUCACUCAGCUAAACUAUUUGUUCUUGGCUGAACUCGGCCCUAAACUGAACUCCGCCGAAAGCAGCCAUGGCUUCCACAUCCCACCUCCUUCUCACCUCAUCCACUUCUUCCUUCCAUGGCGCCUCAAUCCAUCCUAGAUUCCCCUCCCUCCCUCUCCCUCUCUCCCUCCUCCCCCGUCGUCCAAACCCCUCCUUUCGAGCCCAUCUCCCUACCCCUCUGAAGCCCCUCCGUUUAUCGUUAAAACCAUGCACCGCCGCCGCCACCAUCCUCCUGUCCGCCCUCGCUCCAGUAGCCCUCGCCGCCAACGACUUCUCCCCGCUUACCGCUCUCCCCCCUUCCUCAUCUGCUCCUAUCCAGAUCGAAUCCACCGCAAACCCUGCCCCCUCUACACCAAACCCCUUCUCUCAAUCCCUCCUCACUGCUCCAAAACCACAGUCCACCGAUCUCCCAGAAUCGUCCCAAUGGCGCUACAGCGAAUUCCUCAGCGCCGUUAAGAAGGGAAAGGUUGAGCGCGUCCGCUUCAGCAAAGACGGAGGCGUUCUCCAGCUCACGGCAGUCGACGGUCGCCGCGCCACCGUCAUCGUCCCCAACGACCCUGACCUAAUCGACAUCCUCGCCAUGAAUGGCGUCGACAUCUCCGUCUCGGAAGGAGAGGGAGGCAACGGUCUCUUCAAUAUCAUCGGUAACCUGCUAUUCCCCUUCCUUGCCUUCGCUGGUCUCUUCCUCCUCUUCCGCCGCGCACAAGGCGGGCCUGGCGGCGGCCCUGGCGGGCUCGGUGGGCCUAUGGACUUCGGCAGGUCCAAGUCAAAGUUCCAAGAGGUUCCUGAAACCGGAGUUACCUUCGGGGACGUUGCAGGCGCCGACCAAGCCAAGCUUGAGCUUCAGGAAGUCGUCGACUUUUUGAAGAAUCCUGAUAAGUACACAGCUCUUGGUGCUAAGAUUCCCAAAGGUUGCCUUUUGGUCGGGCCACCGGGAACCGGGAAGACACUGCUAGCCAGAGCGGUUGCCGGCGAGGCCGGUGUGCCGUUCUUUUCGUGUGCUGCUUCAGAGUUUGUGGAACUUUUUGUUGGAGUUGGAGCUUCGAGGGUGAGGGAUUUGUUUGAGAAGGCAAAGGCGAAAGCUCCUUGUAUUGUUUUUAUUGAUGAGAUUGAUGCAGUUGGAAGGCAGAGAGGGGCUGGGCUUGGUGGUGGGAAUGACGAGAGAGAGCAGACUAUUAAUCAGCUCUUGACUGAGAUGGAUGGGUUUUCGGGGAACAGUGGGGUGAUUGUUCUUGCUGCUACUAACAGGCCUGAUGUUCUUGAUGCUGCUUUGUUGAGGCCAGGAAGAUUUGAUAGGCAGGUUACCGUUGAUAGACCCGAUGUUGCUGGUAGAGUAAAGAUCUUGCAGGUGCACUCAAGAGGAAAAGCACUCGCUAAAGAUGUUGACUUCGAGAAAAUUGCUAGAAGAACACCUGGUUUCACAGGAGCAGACUUGCAGAACCUGAUGAAUGAAGCUGCUAUCCUUGCAGCCAGGCGUGAUCUCAAAGAAAUUAGCAAAGAUGAGAUAUCUGAUGCACUGGAAAGAAUAAUUGCUGGACCCGAGAAGAAGAAUGCUGUUGUUUCAGAAGAAAAGAAGAAACUGGUUGCAUAUCAUGAGGCUGGACAUGCACUUGUUGGUGCACUUAUGCCAGAGUAUGAUCCUGUCGCUAAGAUCUCCAUUAUUCCUAGAGGUCAAGCUGGUGGGCUUACUUUCUUCGCGCCAAGUGAAGAGAGGCUUGAGUCUGGACUUUACAGCAGGAGCUACCUGGAAAACCAGAUGGCUGUUGCCCUUGGUGGAAGGGUAGCUGAGGAAGUGAUCUUUGGGGCAGAUAAUGUUACCACUGGAGCAUCAAAUGAUUUCAUGCAGGUUUCCCGAGUGGCAAGGCAGAUGGUGGAGAGAUUUGGAUUCAGCAAAAAGAUUGGACAAGUUGCGAUCGGCGGACCUGGUGGUAAUCCAUUCCUUGGUCAGCAGAUGUCAACCCAGAAGGACUAUUCCAUGGCAACAGCGGAUAUUGUGGACUCAGAAGUGAGGGAGCUGGUAGAAAAAUCUUAUUCAAGGGCAAAGCAAAUUAUCACCACCCAUAUUGACAUUCUUCAUAAACUUGCACAACUACUCAUUGAGAAGGAAUCCGUGGAUGGAGAGGAGUUCAUGAGCUUGUUCAUUGAUGGUAAAGCAGAACUGUAUGUUGCCUGAUUUCCCCAAGUUCUUUAUGAAUCGCUUAUAUGCUGAAAAUUUUUCUGAAGCGUGAUGUUCAGGAUACUAUGUAUAAAAAUAUCAAAAGAAGUUCAGAAGCUUAUGUUAUAGUUGAGGCAUUCUGUUAAUAGUUAAAAUUUUUCUUAUGGACUCCAGAAAUCAAUCCAAGUAUACUGCAUGAUGUUGACAACUUCUAAUA
Dendrobium catenatum is the source of this 2458-nucleotide messenger RNA. Its product is annotated as ATP-dependent zinc metalloprotease FTSH 1, chloroplastic. The record is from RefSeq and is a predicted model, not a curated record. Bases 115 to 2259 code for a protein of 714 amino acids. Gene Ontology annotation, biological process: proteolysis. Gene Ontology annotation, molecular function: ATP binding; ATP hydrolysis activity; metalloendopeptidase activity. Gene Ontology annotation, cellular component: membrane; chloroplast thylakoid. The transcript is spliced from 5 exons. Lineage: Eukaryota; Viridiplantae; Streptophyta; Magnoliopsida; Asparagales; Orchidaceae.